Molecule: messenger RNA, 5443 nt
Organism: Apus apus (common swift)
Lineage: Eukaryota; Metazoa; Chordata; Aves; Apodiformes; Apodidae
Gene: DLGAP1
Product: DLG associated protein 1
Exons: 14
Coding region: 782-3709 (975 amino acids)
Biological process (GO): signaling
Cellular component (GO): glutamatergic synapse; postsynaptic specialization
Molecular function (GO): molecular adaptor activity
Source: RefSeq, a predicted model, not a curated record
CAUGGGUACACACACCGCGAUACGCACAUGACACUACUUCUGUGCAAGAGCCGGUGCAUCGCCAGGAGGGCUGUGCUUCCACUCCGGGCACGCACACACACACACACACACACGCAUGCUGCUGCUGCUGCUGCUGCUGGAAGUCUUUCUACACGGGGAUUAGCAGCCGCCUCUCGCUCUCUAUAUUCCUCUGUCUCUCUCUUCUCCUUUCCUUUUUCCUUCUCUCCCUCAAAUGCAUGACUGACGGACGCCGGGCAUAAAAAGCCUAAAACAUCACAAGGGUCAGAUUGUUCAUGAUUUCAAAGAGCCAUCGUUUAUCUUGGUGGAUACAAGUAAACGGACAAUGGUGUCCCGACCAUCUGCUCAAGCUGCUUGAGAACAGUCUUCUGUGCAAAUGGCAUGAAAGAAUAUUCAAGCAUCAAAUAUUGGAACUGACAUCUGAAUUAAAGAGCGUGCAAGAAAUCUCCUCCCUCUUUAACUGUUGAAACAAACUAAAAUGGAAAACUGACUGAAGGAGGUAAAAAACAGAAGAAGUCAAUACCUAAUGCCUGUGGAAAUAGUACCUUUACACACCAUUUCACAGAAGACAGUGUUACAGCCAUCUGGACACCAAGGAUCUGCAUGUGCAACCCCUACUACAUGGCCCUAUGUUCCACUAAAUGUUUAUAACUUGCAGUGCAUCUCUUAAAGGAUUCCCAAGAUUCAUAAGGCCUUUCUCUGAGAUCUGCCCAUCACACAGCCAUACGUAUUAGAUGACUUUGGGACUUGCUUUACAUCAGCGAUGAAGGGAUUAUCUAGCAGCCGUAGUCAUCACCAUGGAGUUGCCUGUGACCCUCCAUGUGACAGUCUGCCACACCACCCAGACCGGAAGCCAUAUUUGUUAAACCCAGUGGACCCCCAUCCUGCAGACCACCCUUACUACACUCAAAGGAACUCUUUUCAGGCGGAGUGCAUGGUGCCCUACGGCGAUCAGAUUGCCAGCAGCACGUUUCCCCGGAGGCAUUACAAUUCCCACCAUGAACUCAAGGACGAGUGUACUCUGGUUCCCCACGGAACUGCCAACAAGACCAACCGCAUUCCUGCCAACCUUUUGGACCAGUUUGAGCGGCAGCUGCCUCUGAAUCGGGAUGGCUACCACACUCUGCAGUACAAGCGGACUGCCAUGGAGCACCGCAGUGACAGCCCAGGGAGGAUCCGGCAUCUGGUCCAUUCUGUCCAAAAGCUCUUUACCAAGUCCCAUUCACUGGAGGGACCAUCCAAGGGGAGUGUCAACGGGAGUAAAGCAAGCCCGGAGGAGUCACAGACGUUGAGGUAUGGGAAGCGCAGCAAGAGUAAAGAAAGGCGAUCAGAAGGUAAGCCCAGAUCCAAUGCAUCAGGAUGGUGGAGUUCAGAUGACAACUUGGACAAUGAUGUUUGCAUUUAUCAUGGUCCCAGUGGGGUCAUGACCAUGGGAAGAUGCCCUGAUCGUUCUUCUUCCCAAUACUUUAUGGAAGCCUAUAACACUAUUAGCGAACAUACUGUGAAGUCAUCCAGAAGCAAUAAUGAUGUCAAAUGCUCUACCUGUGCAAACCUGCCUGUGAGUUUGGACUCCCAGUUAAUGAAGAAAAGUUCUUGGUCCUCUACAUUAACCGUGAGCAGAGCCCGUGAAGUUUACCAGAAAGCAUCAGUUAACAUGGACCAGACAGUGGUGAAGGCAGAGACGUGUCAACAGGAACGGUCAUGUCAGUACCUCCAGGUUCCUCAAGAUGAAUGGACUGGAUUCACUCCACGAGGGAAAGAUGACGAGAUUCCCUGCCGACGAAUGCGUAGUGGCAGUUACAUCAAAGCCAUGGGGGAUGAUGACAGUGGAGACUCAGACACAAGUCCGAAGCCAUCUCCAAAGAUUGCUGCAAGGAGAGAGAGCUAUCUCAAGGCCACCCAGCCAUCCCUUACAGAACUCACCACCCUCAAGAUAUCCAGCGAACACUCGCCAAAGCUUCAGAUCCGGAGCCACAGUUACCUGAGGGCAGUGAGUGAAGUCUCCAUCAACAGGAGCCUGGACAGCCUGGACCCCGCGGGGCUGCUGACAUCCCCCAAGUUCCGCUCCCGCAACGAGAGCUACAUGAGAGCCAUGAGCACCAUCAGCCAGGUGAGUGAGAUGGAGGUGAACGGUCAGUUUGAAUCUGUCUGCGAGUCGGUGUUCAGUGAACUGGAGUCCCAGGCAGUGGAGGCCCUAGAUCUGCCCAUGCCGGGCUGCUUCCGCAUGAGGAGCCACAGCUACGUCAGAGCCAUCGAGAAGGGCUGCUCCCAGGACGACGAGUGCGUUUCACUGCGCUCCUCCUCUCCCCCACGUACGACCACCACGGUGAGGACCAUCCAGAGCAGUACUGUGUCAUCCUGCAUUACCACCUAUAAGAAGACACCACCUCCAGUCCCACCAAGAACUACCACCAAACCGUUUAUUUCCAUCACAGCCCAGAGCAGCACAGAGUCUGCCCAGGAUGCCUAUAUGGAUGGGCAUGGACAGAGGGGAGAUAUCAUCAGUCAGUCUGGACUUAGCAACUCCACUGAGAGCUUGGACAGUAUGAAGGCACUAACAGCUGCUAUUGAAGCUGCCAAUGCACAGAUCCAUGGCCCUGCAAGUCAACAUGUAGGGAACAAUACUGCCACUGUCACCACCACCACAACCAUUGCCACUGUUGCAGUAGAAGACAGAAAGAAGGACCACUUCAAGAAAAACAGAUGCUUAUCCAUUGGAAUACAGGUGGAUGGUGCAGAAGAAUCCACUAAAUUAGGUGAAAAUAAAGCAACCAGUAAGUUCCAGUCCAUAGGAGUUCAAGUAGAGGAAGAGAAGUGCUUUCGCAGGUUUACACGAUCUAAUAGUGUAACAACAGCUGUGCAAGCAGACUUGGAUUUCCACGAGAACUUUGAAAUAAUCGACCCUCAAGAGGACAAUACAUGUUCUGGACAAAUAUCAAGACAAUUUUCCCGAGAUGCAAGCACCUCUACCGUUAGCAUACAAGGGUCAGGAAACCAUUAUCAUGCCUGUGCAGUGGAUGAUGACUUUGAUACAGAUUUUGAUCCAUCAAUUUUACCUCCUCCUGACCCCUGGAUUGACUCUAUCACUGAAGAUCCGCUGGAAGCUGUUCAAAGGUCCGUGUGCCCACGAGAUGGCCACUGGUUUCUGAAGCUACUUCAGGCAGAGAGAGAUCGUAUGGAGGGCUGGUGCCAACAGAUGGAGAGAGAAGAACGGGAAAACAACUUACCUGAGGACAUUCUAGGGAAAAUUCGAACUGCGGUGGGCAGUGCACAGCUUCUCAUGGCCCAGAAAUUUUACCAGUUCAGAGAGCUUUGCGAAGAAAACCUGAAUCCUAAUGCACAUCCACGGCCGACCUCCCAGGAUUUAGCAGGGUUUUGGGAUAUGCUGCAGUUGUCCAUAGAAAAUAUUAGUAUGAAAUUUGAUGAACUUCAUCAGUUAAAGGCCAAUAAUUGGAAACAGAUGGAUCCUCAUGACAAGAAGGAGAGAAGGGUCCCUCCUCCAGUGCCAAAGAAGCCAUCGAAAGGUCAGGUGCCACUCAUACGAGAACGCUCUCUGGAAAGCUCGCAGCGUCAAGAGGCCCGGAAACGGCUGAUGGCUGCCAAGCGCGCUGCAUCGGUCCGCCAGAACUCAGCUACCGAGAGCGCCGAAAGCAUUGAGAUAUACAUCCCCGAAGCCCAGACCAGGCUAUGAAGGGAUCCAACCGGGAGGACUCUCUCUGGCAAGACAAGCCUCAUGUAUAAUCUGCCCCUCUAGGCUCCUGCUCAAGGUCACCACGAAGUAUUUGUACCUCCUCCUCUCCUCUCUCGCUCUCUCUUCCCUCCUCUCCCUCUCCCCUCUCUCUGUACACAGCUGCCCCGAUGCUCCCAGUGAACUCCACUGCCGUGGCGUAGUUGUUGGUCCUCCGAGAGAUGUCCUCUAAUCACCCACGCUUUCUGAAGGUUCACCCAUGUCAUCAUGAUGCUUUGUCACAUGUACUGAUGCUACCACUUUGCCUCAUGUAAACGAGUACAAUCCUUUUUUUCUUUCUGUUUGAAACAAAUAAUCGCAGCGCUCAGACUUCCACACACCCAUGCACCUGUACAGUAGAUGCUCCAUUUAACUUACUCAUGAUCUUUAGUUGAUCUAAAGCUAGUCUGUUACCCAGUGUACAGCAAUAUCAAACUGUAGGGGACUUUGGAAAUUUCAGUCACGCAGGGUGAUCCUUUUGGACUCUGCCGUCUUCCUCACAAAAGAUGAAAGCAGCUAUGACUUGGAUUCCCUUCUUUUUAUUACUGUUUUUUUUUUUUUUAAAGCAGAUGGCGCACUUUAUUCUAAACCUCUGAAUUACACCUUUUCACCUGAAUUUAUGGAGUCACGCAAGGGGAGGGGGCUGGGUGGGAGUGGGGAGGGAGGGGAGAAAAAAAACACACAGAUCUAUGGGGGUGAAAAAGCGGAAAUAAAUCCCGUAGGUGAGGUGGCGAGGAAUAGAAAAGAUUCUGUGUAAAGAUACCUGCACACUCACAGCUGCACAAACUGCCUCAUUUUUAUUUCAUCAAUCACUAUUUAAACAUUUCAAUCAGCAGAAGAUUGUAAAUUCGAUCUUCCAGGGAAAUAAUCUAUUUUGAAAGGCAAUAAAAGAGUGAAAAGGAAGGAGAUAAGAAGCAAUGACAGUUGAAGAGAGAAUAUAAAAGAAGGAUUUUCUUGUCCAAGUAUUAAGAAUUUUUAAAAUUGUACUGUAUUGUCAAUUCCUCUUGUAUUGUAUUGUAUGGAUUAUAUUGGUUAAAAAAAAGAAAAAAAAAAAAAAAAGAAAAAAAAAGCCUGGUUUUGUUUAUGUCUUAAUCUCGGUGGGACCAUCCAAUCUCACACAUCCACGCAGCCACACACAGACACCUGUAGGUGAAUUGCUGUACAUGGAGCCUCUGAUGCUUUUCCAGGCCAGGCUUGCUUUGCUCUAUCCACAGCCAGUUGUAUGCUACAGUUCAGACUGCUCAUCACCAAACAGUCCAUAUCUAGGAGUGACUUUCUAAUUCAGCUUCCUCUUAAUAGUAUAAAAGACCCAUUUGAAGAAGAACAAUAAAGUAUUUUUCACAAGUUACGGAAUCAAUAUGAACUUUUUUUUUUUUCCACGACAAGCCUUCCUACCCUGUCUUUUGCCAUUGUUCUGCAGUUACGAAAAAUAUGCAUCCCAAGUAGCUCGUUAACACUGGGGGGAAAUGGCAGACAAUAGGGCUGGAAAGAAGCAUGAGAGGACAGCCCUUUCAUGCCUGUCUCCCCCCAGCCAGCCCCAGCUGAGGCAGGGGCUUCUCCUCCACCUCCUCUGACAGGGACCAAUGCUGACCACGCCGCUACUGAAACCUCUUGUGCCAACACUAGGAAAGCCACAUCAGGCAUGUUGCUGGAAGCAAGUUGUGUGCAUGCGUGUGAGUGUGUGCGAGCACACGCCUG